AUGGCGACUCCGUCGCCUGAUUCAAUCUUCCUCGAAGACUUCGGCCAGACAGUCGACCUCACCCGCCGCAUCCGCGAGGUUCUACUCAAUUACCCCGAGGGAACAACUGUCCUUAAGGAACUCAUUCAGAACGCCGAUGACGCCGGUGCCACCACCGUUUCACUCUGUCUCGACCUCCGCUCCCACGGCCGCGAUUCUCUUCUCUCGGAUUCACUAUCGCAGUGGCAAGGACCCGCUCUUUUAGCCUACAACAAUGCUGUUUUCUCUGAAGAGGAUUUCGUUAGUAUCUCGAAAAUAGGCGGGAGUAGUAAGCACGGACAGGCUUCUAAAACCGGUCGCUUCGGGGUUGGCUUCAACUCAGUUUACCAUUUAACAGAUCUUCCUUCUUUUGUGAGUGGAAAAUACGUGGUAUUAUUUGAUCCUCAGGGUGUUUAUCUUCCAAGAGUUUCUGCAGCGAAUCCAGGGAAGCGGAUUGACUUCACCAGUUCAUCUGCCCUCUCCUUUUACAAGGAUCAGUUUUUCCCCUUUUGUGCGUUUGGUUGUGAUAUGCAGAGUCCUUUUGCUGGAACUUUGUUCCGUUUUCCUUUGAGGAAUGUAGAUCAGGCAGCCAAAAGUAAGCUUUCAAGGCAAGCAUAUUCACCAGAAGACAUCACCUCCAUGUUUGCUCAGCUCUUUGAAGAAGGAAUUUUGACACUUCUGUUUCUAAAGAGUGUGCUAUGCAUUGAAAUGUAUGUGUGGGAUGCUGGCAAACCUGAGCCAAAGAAAAUUCAUUCAUAUUCUGUUAGUUCAGUAACUAAUGAUACGGUUUGGCAUCGGCAGGCACUCCUCAGAUUGUCCAAGUGUUCGAAUACCCCAUCUGAACUGGAUGCAUUCCCAUUGGAAUUUGUAAGUGAGACAGUAAGUGGAGGAGAAACAGAGAGACAGACAGAGAGAUUUUAUGUGGUACAAACAAUGGCCUCAGCAUCCAGUAGGAUUGGCUCUUUUGCUACAACUGCAUCAAAAGAACAUGACAUUCACUUAAUGCCAUGGGCAUCAGUUGCAGCAUGCAUUUCUGAUGAUUCACCAAAUAACAAAGUUCUUAGGACUGGUCAGGCAUUCUGUUUUCUUCCACUACCCGUUAGAACUGGACUCAGUGUACAAGUCAAUGGUUUCUUUGAGGUAUCAUCAAAUCGUCGUGGCAUUUGGUAUGGGGAUGACAUGGACAGAAGCGGAAAAGUUCGUUCUAUCUGGAACAGGCUUCUUCUAGAAGACGUUGUGGUUCCUGCUUUUGUACAUAUGCUGCAUUGUGUAAAGGAAUUGUUAGGGCCAACAGACUUAUACUAUUCUUUAUGGCCUAUUGGUUCCUUUGAAGAGCCAUGGAGCAUUUUGGUUUACCAAAUAUACAAAAGUGUUUGUAAUGCUCCAGUUAUCUAUUCAGAAUUGAAUGGAGGAAGAUGGGUAUCACCGAGCGAAGCAUUUCUUCAUGAUGAAAAGUUCACCAAAAGCAAGGACCUUGGUUUGGCUCUCAUGCAAUUGGGAAUGCCAGUUGUGCAUUUGCCUGAUUCAUUAUUUGACAUGCUUUUAAAAAAUAGUACCAGCAAGGUGGUAACUCCUGGUACAGUACGUGAAUUUCUUAGGGAAUGUGAAACAUCUAAUUAUUUGAGCAGAUCAUACAAACUGCUAUUAUUGGAAUAUUGCCUUGAGGACCUGGUUGAUGAUGAUGUUGGUAAAGAGGCUUACAAUCUGCCCUUGCUUCCUUUAGCAAAUGGCAGUUUUGCAUCAUUUUUGGAAGCAUCAAAAGGAAAUUCAUACUUCAUUUGUGAUGAAUUAGAGUACAAGCUGCUGCAGCCUGUUUCGGACAGAGUGAUUGAUCGCAGCGUUCCUUCCAACAUAUUGAGUAGACUCUCUGGUGUUGCAAUGUCUUCAAAUACCAACCUUGCUCUUUUCAGUAUUCAAUAUUUUGUUCAGUUAUUCCCUGCAUUUAUGCCAGCUGACUGGAAAUAUAAAAGUAAAGUGUUCUGGGAUCCAGACUUGUGUCAAAAGCCAACAUUAUCAUGGUUUUUGCUAUUCUGGCAAUUUCUAGGAAAGCAUAAUGAAACAUUGCAACUAUUUAGUGAUUGGCCAAUUUUACCAUCCACGUCUGGAUUUCUUUUAAGACCUUCCAGACAAUUGAAAAUGAUAAAUGGAAGCAAUCUCUCAAAUGCAGUACAGGAUAUCCUUGUGAAAAUUGGAUGCAAUAUAUUGAAGUCAAGUUAUGUAGUUGAACAUCCGGAUUUAUUCAAUUAUGUAUCUGAUGGAAGUGCAUCAGGUGUCCUACAAUCGAUUUUUAAUGUAUUUUCAAGUGCUGAAAUUAUGCAAAUUUCACUUGACAGUCUGAUAGCUGAAGAACGAAAUGAACUCCGCAAAUUUCUUCUUGACCCUAAAUGGUAUGUUGGACACUCUAUGGAUGAAUUCAGCUCAAGGUUUUGCAGGAAAUUGCCUAUAUAUCAAGUCUAUGGCAGAGAGUCUGUUCAAGAUGGCCAAUUCUCUGACUUAGAAAAUCCUCGGAAGUACUUACCACCAUUGGAUGUGCCUGAGUUUAUUCUGGUGGACAUUGAUUUCAUCGUCAGAUCCUCAAGUAUUGAAGAGGAGGAUAUUCUGUCUAGGUAUUAUGGAGUUGAAAGAAUGGGGAAAGCAGAGUUUUACAAGGAGCAUGUUUUUCAUAGAGUUGGGGAGUUGCAAGCCGAGGUUCGUGAUAGCAUAAUGUUGUCCGUUCUACAAAAUUUGCCACUUUUGUCUCUUGAGGAUGUAUCUAUCAGGGACCUGUUGAGAAAUUUGAAAUUUAUUCCAACACUCACUGGGGCUCUUAAGUGUCCUUCAGUUUUAUAUGAUCCUAGUAAUGAGGAACUGUAUGCGUUACUAGAAGACUCAGAUAGUUUCCCUUGUGGUGCUUUCCGAGAAUAUGAUAUCCUUAAUAUUCUGCGUGGCCUGGGCCUUAGAACUUCAGUGUCUCCAGAAACUGUUCUAGAAAGUGCUCGAUGUAUCGCGCAUCUGAUGCAUGAGGAUCAACAAAAGGCAUAUUCAAAAGGGAAAGUACUUUUCUCUUACCUAGAAGUUAAUGCAUUGAAAUGGCUUCCUGAUCAAGUUGAUGGUAAUAAAGGAGGAGUUAACUGGAUGUUAUCACGAGCAGCAACUGCUUUUAGAUCUCGCAACUCAAAAUCUGAUCUUGAAAAAUUCUGGAAUGACCUUCGAUUGAUUUCCUGGUGCCCAGUUUUAGUCUCCCCUCCGCUUCACUCGUUACCAUGGCAGGUUGUUUCAUCAAUGGUUGCUCCUCCAAAACAUGUAAGGCCACCGAAUGAUUUAUGGUUAGUCUCAGCUAGCAUGCGGAUACUGGAUGGUGAAUGCUCUUCCACAGCUUUAUUGUAUAGUCUGGGAUGGAUGUCACCGCCAGGAGGAGGUGUAAUUGCUGCCCAAUUGCUAGAGCUUGGAAAAAAUAAUGAGAUUGUGACUGAUCAAGUUCUUAGGCAGGAAUUAGCCCUGGCAAUGCCAAGGAUAUACUCGAUACUGACAGGAAUGAUGGAUUCAGAUGAGAUUGAGAUUGUUAAGGUUGUUCUUGAAGGCUGUCGAUGGAUUUGGGUGGGAGACGGAUUUACAACCUCUGAUGAGGUUGUCCUUGAUGGUCCUCUUCAUUUGGCUCCAUAUAUACGAGUUAUACCAAUUGACUUGGCGGUUUUCAAAAAAUUGUUUCUUGAACUUGGCAUUCGGGAAUUCUUGCAACCUGCUGACUAUGCUAAUAUUCUCCAUAGGAUGGCAAAUAGAAAAGGCUCAUCUCCUCUGGACACACAGGAGAUUAGGGCUGUCACACUAAUAGUGCAUCAGCUAGCUGAAGCUUACCAUCAUGAACAAAAAGUUCAGCUCUAUCUUCCAGAUGUGUCAGGUAGACUAUUUCUUGCGGGUGACUUGGUUUAUAACGAUGCCCCCUGGUUGCUUGGCUCCGAAGAUCUUGAUGGCUCAUUUGGAAAUGCAUCAACUGUGCGUUGGAAUGCAAAAAGCACAGUUCAAAAAUUUGUGCAUGGAAACAUUUCUAAUGAUGUGGCAGAGAAGUUGGGCGUCUGUUCUCUUCGCAGGAUGUUGCUGGCUGAGAGUGCAGAUUCAAUGAAUUUUGGUCUAUCUGGAGCUGCUGAGGCUUUUGGACAGCAUGAGGCAUUGACAACGAGGCUUAAACAUAUUCUUGAAAUGUAUGCUGAUGGACCUGGGACUCUGUUUGAGCUAGUACAAAAUGCAGAAGAUGCUGGAGCUUCUGAAGUAAUAUUUCUUUUGGAUAAAUCUCAGUAUGGGACUUCUUCCAUUCUUUCUCCUGAAAUGGCUGAUUGGCAAGGUCCUGCUUUGUACUGCUUUAAUGACUCAGUUUUUAGUCCACAAGAUCUUUAUGCAAUUUCUCGUAUUGGUCAAGAAAGUAAACUUGAGAAGGCUUUUGCAAUAGGAAGAUUUGGUCUGGGAUUUAAUUGUGUCUAUCACUUUACAGACAUCCCUAUGUUUGUUUCUGGUGAAAAUAUAGUAAUGUUUGACCCUCAUGCCAGUAAUUUGCCUGGAAUAUCUCCUUCCCACCCUGGUUUACGAAUUAAGUUUGUAGGGCGGCAGAUUUUGGAGCAAUUUCCAGAUCAAUUUUCUUCAAUGUUGCAUUUUGGCUGUGACUUGCAACAGUCCUUUCCUGGUACUCUAUUCCGAUUCCCUCUUAGAACUGCAAGUGUUGCCUCCCGGAGUCAAAUUAAAAAGGAAGUUUAUACACCUGAAGAUGUCAGAUCUCUAUUUGCUGCUUUUUCAGCAGCUGUUUCCGAAACAUUACUUUUCUUGCAUAAUGUGAAAUCUAUCUCUAUUUUUGUGAAGGAAGGAACAGGAGAUGAAAUGCACCUACUGCACCGUAUACGCAGAACCUGUAUUGGUGAGGCUGAAAUUGAAUCUACUGAAGCCAAGGACGCGUUCAACUUUUUCAAGGAAAAUAGACGUGUUGGAAUGAAUAGAGUCCAGUUUCUGAAGAAACUAAGCCAAUCCAUUGGCCGAGAUUUGCCUUAUAAAUGCCAAACAAUCCUGAUUACAGAGCAAGGGAUAUCUGGUCACCAUUUGCACAAAUGGAUGAUCACAGAAUGUUUAGGCGGUGGGAAUGUUCGUAAGGGCACAUCUGAGGCAUCCAAUAGCAAUUGUUACAAUUUUGUUCCUUGGGCAUGUGUUGCUGCACAUUUGAAUUCUGUUAAGCUUGGUGGGGACCUACUUGAUAGUUCAGAGGUGGAGGGUGAUUGUGUAGUUUCUCCUGAUCUUUUUCAAAUUGCUAGUUUGCCUACACAUCAACUGGAAAAUUUUGAAGGUCGUGCAUUCUGUUUUUUACCUUUACCGAUCAAUACUAGUCUUCCUGCUCAUGUAAAUGCAUACUUUGAAUUAUCAUCAAAUCGCAGGGAUAUCUGGUUUGGUUCUGAUAUGACAGGGGAUGGAAGAAAGCGGUCAGAUUGGAAUAUAUACCUCCUUGAAAAUGUUGUUGCUCCUGCCUAUGGUCGUUUGCUUGAGAAGGUAGCACUGGAAAUUGGCCCUUGCAAUUUAUUCUUCUCAUUAUGGCCGACAACAUUAAGCUUAGAACCUUGGGCAUCAGUAGUACGGAAACUAUAUCAAUUUGUUGCUGAAUUUGAUCUCCGUUUAUUAUACACCGAAGCUAGAGGAGGUCAGUGGAUUUCAACCAAAUAUGCUAUAUUUCCCGAUUUUACUUUCCCCAAAGCAGCUGAACUUAUAAAAGCGUUGUCUGGUGCUUCUCUACCUGUCAUUUCACUUCCACAGUCACUUUUAGAAAAGUUUAUGGAAAUAUGCCCAUCGUUGUAUUUUCUGAAACCUAAGCUAUUAAGGACUUUGUUAAUCAAAAGGAAACGUGAAUUUAAGGACAGGGAUGCAAUGAUUUUGACGCUUGAAUAUUGCUUAUAUGACUUGCAAGAAUCUAUGCAGUUUGAUGCACUCUUUGGCCUGCCGUUGUUGCCACUCGCAGAUGGUUCCUUUACAUUAAUUGAUAAGAAGGGGGUUGGAGAAAGAGUUUACAUUGCACGUGGUGAUGAAUAUGGCCUUCUCAAAGAUUCUCUUCCUCAUCAACUUGUAAUUAAUGCUAUUCCAGAAGAAGUUCAUAAAAAACUUUGUUACAUUGCCCAAACAGAUAGCACAAAUAUUUCUUUCUUGUCAUGCCAUUUGCUUGAGAAACUUCUAGUGAAAUUACUUCCUGUAGAGUGGCAACAUGCUUCACAAGUAAGUUGGACUCCUGGUAUUCAUGGCCAACCAAGUUUAGAAUGGUUGCAACUGCUAUGGAAUUAUCUGAAAGCAUAUUGUGAGGACCUUUUAAUUUUUUCUAAGUGGCCUAUAUUGCCUGUUGGCAAUGAUUGCUUGAUGCAGUUAACACCAAAUUCAAAUGUGAUAAAAAAUGAUGGUUGGAGUGAGAAAAUAUCUUCUUUAUUGUUGAAGGUUGGAUGUUUAUUCUUGAGGCAGCACCUGCAAGUAGAGCACCCUGAAUUGGAAUGCUUUGUCCAAUCACCUACAGCAAGAGGUGUAUUAAAUGUUUUUCUGGCUAUUGCUGGGGAGCCACAGAAGAUUGAAGGGAUUUUUACACAUGUAUCUGAAGGAGAGCUGCAUGAACUUCGGAGCUAUAUCCUCCAGUCAAAAUGGUUUUCUGAAGAGCAAAUUGAUAGCACACAUAUUGAAAUCAUCAAACAUCUUCCUAUAUUUGAGUCAUACCAAAACAGAAAACUUGUAAAUUUGGUUAAUCCUAUCAAAUGGCUUGGUCCUACUGGUGUUCGCGAAGUUCUUUUAAGGGAUAGCUUUAUAAGAAUUGAAUCAGAAAUGGAAGGGGUCAUCAUGAGAAGGUAUUUAGGGAUAAAAGAACCAACAAAAAUGGAAUUCUUCAAAGAUCACAUAUUCAAUCAUAUGUCAGAGUUCCUUUUGAACCAGGAAUUUGUGACAUCCAUUCUGAAUGAUGUUCAGGAUUUGAUCAAAGAGGAUAUCUCUCUCAAGUCUUCACUUUCUGCUGUACCAUUUGUUCUGGCAGCCAAUGGAUCUUGGCAACAACCAUCUAGGCUUUAUGAUCCUCGGGUUCCUGAGCUUAAAAAGAUGCUGCAUACAGAUGCUUUUUUUCCCUCUGAAAAAUUUUUAGAUCCAGAAAUUUUGGAUACUUUAGUUAGCCUUGGACUUAGGACCAGUAUGGGAUUUUCUGGUUUGCUUGAUUGUGCUAGAUCAGUUAGCUUGCUGCACGAUUCUGGGGACACUGAAGCCUUCAAGAAUGGUAGAGAGUUAUUGGGGUUUUUAGAUACAUUGUCGCGUAAACUCUCAAAUAAAGGAGAAAGUAAGAAUGGUGAUGAGUGGAUUGACAUGGCUGUGGGAAGCAGCAACAUAAUGGAUGAUGCUGUUCUAUGUGAUGGCUCUUGUGAAAAUGAGAGCUCCACAAAUGAUAUCAAUUCAUUUAUUAGCAGCUCUAUUCUUGACAUGCCAGAAGAAGAAUUUUGGUCUGAAUUGAAGCUAAUCUCUUGGUGUCCAGUUAUUUCUGAUCCACCUGUUAGGGGACUUCCUUGGUUACAAUCCAGUAACCAAGUAGCAUCCCCUACAAUUGUGAGGCCUAAAUCACAGAUGUGGAUGGUAUCUUCAUCAAUGCUCAUAUUAGAUGGCGAAUGUGAUGAGAUAUAUCUACAAACAAAACUUGGGUGGAUGGAUUGCCCAAAUGUAAGUGUUUUAUCAAAACAAAUAAUUGAGCUAUCUAAGUCCUAUACACAGCUGAAGACACAUUCAUUGCUGGAUUCUGAUUUUGAUGCUCACUUGCAAAAGGAAAUACCCUGCCUUUAUUCAAAAUUGCAAGAAUAUAUUAAUAAUGAUGAUUUCAUUGAACUGAAAGCAAGGUUAGAUGGUGUUUCUUGGAUCUGGAUUGGUGAUGAUUUUGUAUCCCCAAAUGCACUUGCAUUUGAUUCACCAGUAAAAUUUACUCCUUACUUAUAUGUGGUUCCAUCUGAACUGUCAGAGUAUAAAGAUUUGUUGAUAAAGUUAGGAGUCAAAUUGAGUUUUGGUAUUUCAGACUAUCUUCAUGUGCUACAGAAGUUGCAGAAUGAUGUGCAUGGAGUUCCUCUUUCAAAAGAUCAGUUAAAUUUUGUCCGCUGUGUUCUUGAAGCUAUACAAGAAUGUUGCCCGGAGAAGUCACAUUUUGAUCCUUUUGGCAGUCCCUUGUUAAUUCCUGAUGCUUUUGGAGUGCUUAUGUCUUCAGAAGAUCUUGUAUACAACGAUGCACCUUGGCUGGAAAACAAUUCUCUUGUUGGGAGACAUUUUGUGCAUCCAUGCAUCAGCAAUGAUUUGGCAGAAAGGCUGGGAGUACAGUCAGUUCGUUGCCUCUCUUUAGUCAGUGAAGAUAUGACUAAAAAUCUGCCGUGCAUGGACUACAAUAAAAUAAAUGAACUUUUGGCUCUGUAUGGAAACAGUGAAUUUUUGUUGUUUGACCUUCUUGAGUUGGCAGAUUGCUGCAAAGCCAAGAAGUUACACCUAGUUUAUGAUAAGAGGGAACAUUCUCGCCAGUCUUUGCUUCAGCACAAUUUAGGUGAAUUCCAAGGGCCUGCUCUUGUAGCAAUUUUUGAAGGUGCUUGCUUGAGUCUAGAGGAAUUUAGUAGUCUCCAGCUCCUUCCUCCAUGGAGAUUACGUGGCAACACUGUUAAUUAUGGUUUGGGAUUGGUUUGUUGCUAUUCAGUAUGCGACCUUCUCUCAGUUGUAUCUGGUGGUUACUUUUAUAUGUUUGAUCCUCGUGGUUUGGUACUUGCUGGAGCUUCAACUAAUGCCCCAUCAGCAAAGAUGUUUUCUUUGAUAGGUACUGAUCUGAAACAACGAUUUCAUGAUCAGUUUAGUCCAAUGCUUAUCGAUCAGAAUGACCUAUGGUCAUUAUCUGAUUCUACUAUUAUUCGGAUGCCUCUAUCCUCCGAUUGCUUGAAGGUUGGAUCUGACUUGGGGGCCAACCGAGUAAAACAUAUUACUGACAUAUUCAUGGAGCAUGGAUCUAGAGCACUCUUAUUUCUGAAGUCAGUAUUGGAGGUAUCAAUAUCAACAUGGGAGGAAGGACAAUCACAUCCAUGCCAGAAUUUUUCAAUUAGCAUUGAUCCAUCCUCUUCUAUCAUGAGGAAUCCAUUUUCAGAAAAGAAAUGGAGGAAGUUCCAAUUAUCAAGACUAUUUAGCAGUUCUAAUGCUGCAAUUAAGAUGCAUGUAAUAGACGUGAAUUUAUGUUCAGAAGGAACUACAUUCAUUGAUCGAUGGCUUCUUGCACUCACCUUGGGUUCUGGGCAAACAAGAAAUAUGGCACUAGAUAGACGAUAUCUUGCUUACAACUUGACUCCUGUUGCCGGAAUAGCAGCACUUAUAUCAAGAAAUGGCCAUCAUACGAAUAUAUACUCAACUAGCUCAAUUAUGACUCCUCUUCCUUUGUCUGGUCAUAUAAACUUGCCUGUGACUGUCUUUGGUUGUUUCCUUGUAUGUCACAACAAAGGCCGCUAUCUUUUUAAAUACCAAGACAAGGGUGCUUCAGCUGAAGGAAACUUUGAUGCUGGAAAUCAGUUAAUUGAAUCAUGGAACAGAGAGCUCAUGUCCUGUGUAUGUGAUUCCUAUGUUGAAAUGGUUUUGGAAGUUCAAAAGCUGAGAAGGGAUGCUUCAAGUUCUAUAAUUGAUUCUAGUACUCGUCCAAUCAAUCAAUCUCUGAAGGCUUCUGGAGAUCAAAUCUACUCCUUCUGGCCUCGUUCUUCUGAGAGGGAAGUUCCAAAUGAUCAAUUUGAUGGCCACAGUAACAUCCCUUCAAGUUCAACUACAGUUCUUAAAGCUGACUGGAAAUGCCUUAAAGAACGGGUAAUACAUCCAUUUUAUUCUCGAAUUGUUGACCUUCCAGUAUGGCAGCUGUACUCAGGAAAUUUAGUCAAGGCUGAAGAAGGCAUGUUUCUUUCACAGCCUGGGAAUGGAAUAGUUGGUAGUUUACUUCCAGCUACAGUUUGCAGCUUUGUAAAGGAGCAUUAUCCUGUAUUUUCAGUUCCAUGGGAAUUGGUGACUGAAAUUCAAGCUGUGGGUUUUUCAGUGCGUGAAAUUAGACCUAAAAUGGUUCGGGAUCUCCUAAAAGUUUCUUCAAAAUCAAUCAAUCUUCGAUCAGUUGACAUGUAUAUAGAUGUUAUUGAGUACUGCUUAUCAGAUUUUCGGCAAACAGGGCCGUCCAGUUUGCCCAGAGAUACCGUGGCAGUUGAUCUAGCUAGUACUAAUGUUUUGUUUCCAGAAACUGCUGUCAGAAGCACUUCUCAGCUGGAAUCUAAUACCCACAGCUCCACUGGCAUACCCACUCAGGGUGCAGCCAGUUCUGCAGAUGCAUUGGAAAUGGUGACAAGUUUAGGAAAGGCUUUAUUCGAUUUUGGACGGGGUGUUGUUGAUGAUAUUGGUAGAGCAGGAGCACCAUCGGCUUACAGGAAUUAUGUGACAGGGGUAAGUCAAACUAGGGACAUCCAGUUAAUUUCGUUUGCGGCGGAACUCAAAGGUUUACCAUGUCCAACUGCCACCGGCCAUUUAAAGAAAUUGGGUGUAACUGAACUUUGGAUUGGGAAUAAGGAACAGCAGUCAUUAAUGGUUCCCUUGGGAGAAAAAUUUGUUCAUCCUAAAAUGUUAGACCGACAGCUCUUGCGUGACAUUUUUUCUAACAUAUCCCUUCAAGCACUAUUGAAACUGCAGAACUUCUCUCUUAAUCUGCUGGCCCAUCACAUGAAGCUAAUUUUCCACGAAGAUUGGGUGAACCAUGUAAUGGGAACAAAUUCGACUCCAUGGCUUUCAUGGGAGAAACAGCCUGGUUCUGGCAGUCAGGGGGGUCCUUCCUCUGAUUGGGUUAGAAUAUUCUGGAAAAGUUUUAAGGGCUCUCAAGAUGAAUUAUCUCUUUUCUCUGAUUGGCCCCUAAUUCCUGCUUUUCUUGGUAGGCCAGUCUUAUGUCGUGUUAGAGAACGACAUUUGGUCUUCAUUCCUCCUCCUUUGGAGCAUACAACAUCCACUACUAGGAUUAUAGAAAGAGAAUCAACUGAUGUGAGUGGGGUUGGUGUAUCUAGGGAUAAUAACUCCGAAUCUGAGUUAGCUGAGUCCUACGUUUCAGCUUUUGAAAAACUCCAAACUAAUUACCCUUGGUUAUUGCCAAUGUUAAACCAGUGUAACAUACCCAUAUUUGAUGAGGCAUUUAUAGAUUGCGCUGCUUCGAGCAAUUGUUUUCCUAUUCCUGGGAGAUCACUAGGACUAGCUAUUGCAUCCAAACUUGUAGCAGUAAAGCAAGCUGGAUAUUUCACUGAACCCACUAACUUCUCAUCUUCAAACUGUGAUGCACUUUUUUCACUUUUUUCGGAUGAAUUCUUUUCGAAUGGCUUCCGUUAUGCACAGGAAGAAAUUGAAGUUUUGCGUUCUCUCCCUAUAUAUAAAACAGUUGUUGGUUCUCAUACUAAGUUACAAGGUCAAGAUCAGUGUAUGAUCCCUUCAAAUUCAUUUUUUAAACCAUAUGACGAGCAUUGUCUUUCUUAUGCGACUGAUUCAAUUGAAAGUUCAUUUGUUCGAGCCCUUGGGGUACUAGAGUUGCAUGAUCAACAGAUCUUAGUACGGUUUGGCUUGCCCCACUUUGAAAGGAAGCCUCAGAAUAUGCAAGAGGAAAUAUUAGUGUACGUUUUUAAAAAUUGGCACGAUCUUCAAUCAGAUCAAUCUGUUGUUGAAGCUUUGAAAGAGACUAAAUUUGUUAGAAACUCUGAUGAGUUUUCAACAGAGCUGUUGAAGCCCAUGGAACUAUUUGAUCCCGGUGAUGCUUUAUUGAUAUCUAUUUUCUUUGGUGAAAGAAAAAAAUUUCCUGGGGAAAGGUUUAGCACUGAAGGUUGGAUUCGAAUAUUAAGGAAACUUGGCCUUCGAACUGCUAGUGACGUAGAUGUAAUUAUGGAAUGUGCCAAAAGAGUUGAGUUUCUUGGAGUUGAGUGCAUGAAAUCAGGUGACUUGGAUGAUUUUGGGGCAGAAACGGCCAACUCUCGUCCUGAAGUUUCCCCAGAAGUAUGGGCAUUGGGAGGAUCUGUAGUUGAAUUUGUUUUCUCUAACUUUGCUCUCUUUUUUAGCAACAACUUCUGUGACCUUCUUGGCAAGAUCGCAUGUGUACCUGCUGAACUGGGGUUUCCAAGUGUUGGUUGCAAGAGGGUGCUUGCUUCAUAUAGUGAAGCUAUUUUAUCUAAAGAUUGGCCUCUGGCUUGGAGUUGUGCUCCCAUUCUAUGUAGACAAUAUACUAUGCCUCCAGAGUACUCUUGGGGAGCUCUCCAUCUGCGCAGCCCUCCAGCUUUUUCCACAGUUUUGAAGCACUUGCAAGUGAUUGGAAAAAAUGGAGGUGAAGACACUCUUGCUCAUUGGCCUAUUGUUUCAGGAUUGGACAUUGAAAAGUGUACCUGUGAGAUUCUAAAAUAUUUGGACAAAAUCUGGGGUUCCCUUUCUCCUUCAGAUGUUGCAGAGCUAAGGGGGGUGGCCUUUCUGCCUGCUGCAAAUGGAACACGCUUAGUGACCGCCGAUGCUCUUUUUGCUCGUUUGAUGAUUAAUUUGUCUCCAUUUGCUUUUGAACUUCCGGCUGUAUAUCUCCCAUUUGCAAAGAUACUUAAAGAUUUAGGACUCCAAGAUGUGCUAACACUGUCUGCUGCAAAAGAUCUUCUCUUAAAUCUUCAGAAAGCUUGUGGGUAUCAGCAUUUAAAUCCCAAUGAGCUCCGCGCUGUGAUGGAAAUUUUGAAUUUUAUUUGCGAUCAAAUUGAUGAGGGUAACCCAUUUGAUGGUUAUGAUUGGAAAUCAGAAGUCAUAGUUCCUGACGAUGGCUGCAGGCUUGUUCAUUCCACAUCCUGUGUCUAUGUUGAUUCUGAUGGCUCUCGCUAUGUCAAAUGUAUUAAUACUUCUAGAAUUAGAUUUGUCCAUGCAGAUCUUCCUGAGAGAGUAUGUAUUGUCCUGGGUAUUAAAAAAUUGUCAGAUGUCGUCAUCGAGGAACUAGAUGAGAAUCAGAUACUUCAGACUUUGGGAUCUGUGGGGUCUGUUUCACUAGUGACCAUCAAACAGAAGUUAUCAAGCAAAUCUCUUCAAAGUGCUGUAUGGACUGUUGUUAAUAGUAUGGGGAGUUACAUUCCCGCAUUGAAUAGGUUUUCAUCGGAAGAAAUAGAAAGCUUAUUGACGUCUAUUGCAGAAAAGCUGCAAUUUGUUAAAUACCUCAAAACAAGGUUUUUGCUCUUGCCGAAUUUAGUAGAUGUUACAUGUGCAUCCAAAGAUUUCAUUAUCCCAGAGUGGAAUAAUGAAUCUGCUCAUCAAACUCUCUAUUAUAUGAACCAAACAAGAUCCUGUAUUCUAAUUGCUGAACCACCAUCAUAUAUUUCCCUUUUCGAUCUCAUUUCUAUAAUUGUCAGCCAGGUAUUGGGCUCUCCUAUCAUAUUGCCUAUUGGAUCCUUAUUUGAUUGUCCAGAAGGAUUUGAGAAUGCAGUUGUUAAUAUUUUAAAACUUUGCUCGGACAAGAAAGAAGUUGAAUCCAUGAAUGGAAGUAGCAAUAUGGUUGGCAAAGAUGUAUUGCCACAAGAUGCUCGUCUUGUGCAGUUCCAUCCAUUGAGGCCGUUUUAUUCUGGGGAAAUAGUUGCAUGGCGAUCUCAACAUGGAGAAAAACUGAAAUAUGGCAGGGUUUCUGAGGAUGUCAGACCACCAGCAGGUCAAGCAGCUCUGUAUAGAUUUAAGAUUGAAGUUGCACCAGGGGUUACAGAAGCUUUCCUUUCAUCUCAAGUAUUUUCAUUUAAAAGUGUAUCAGCAAGCAGUCCCCUGAAAGAAACAUCGGUGCAUGAUAGCCCCGUAUUAGAAAGUAACAGGUCCCGCGUCGAUUUCCCAGAAAGUUCAGGAAGGGGGGAACUCAACUCUCAGGUGCCAUCUUUGAGAGAGCAGUCUGGCAAAGUUUCUGCUGCGGAACUGGUACAUGCUGUAAAUGAAAUUCUCUCUGCUGCUGGGAUCAAUAUGGAUGCUGAGAAGCAGGCUCUACUUCAAAAAACAGUAGAUUUGCAAGAAAAUCUGAAAGAAUCACAGGCAGCACUACUGUUGGAGCAGGAAAAGGUUGAACGAUCAAUAAAAGAGGCUGAUACAGCAAAAGCGGCAUGGACCUGUCGGGUUUGUCUGAGUUAUGAGGUUGAUAUAACAUUAGUUCCUUGUGGUCAUGUGUUGUGCCGGAAAUGUUCUUCUGCAGUAUCAAAGUGUCCCUUUUGUCGGCUUCAAGUUACAAAAGCUAUCAGAAUUUUUCGUCCAUAG
Molecule: messenger RNA, 14286 nt
Organism: Lathyrus sativus (Indian pea)
Lineage: Eukaryota; Viridiplantae; Streptophyta; Magnoliopsida; Fabales; Fabaceae
Source: the annotation of a GenBank genome assembly